Messenger RNA from Lachancea mirantina, 1113 nucleotides. The record is from the annotation of a GenBank genome assembly. Lineage: Eukaryota; Fungi; Ascomycota; Saccharomycetes; Saccharomycetales; Saccharomycetaceae.
AUGUAUCAUGAUAGGAAAGCCGGACUGGCGCACGAUCCUGAGCAUGCCUUUAAACUGCCAAAAUUACGAUUGGAGUGUCGUGAGAGUAGUACCCAUAGAACAUUGCCAGGAAUUAACGAAUUGAUCAAACACGUUCAAAUUACUCGGCUAGACCGUCCGUCGCCGGUUUUCGGAGAUAAUCAGCACCGGACACUGCCAGAGCCAAAUAAUUUUGGCAUUCAGGAGGACAGAUUCUGGAACAAGGGGCAAUUCCUCAACGGACGGCGUCGAAUAAACGGUGCUAAGACUUGUCUCGUGCGAUGCAUAGAUUCACGCGGCGUCACGGGCGCUUCUCAGGCGUCAGCGAAAUCUGAGAAAUUCUUCGGUGACAGAAAACCUGCACCCAAAGGUGAGAGCGAUACCCGGUGGGGGCGAGUGGUGAAGCCUGGAAUGCAGUUGAUUGAAGCGGCCAAACUGGUGGAGUCGUCGUCGAGAAAUGAAAAAGGUAUGAAGAAAGGUAAAAGUCGCGCUGAGAGAAUCAUUAAACUUAAUGGAGAUUAUCAGCUGAAAUUGGCGAAAAUAUUGGAAAGCAAUAGGUUGGUUUAUACCAGCAUUCAAAACUGGCCUCUCUCGCAGCACAGUGAAGACGUGGCAGAUACUUGUCAGAUGAAGCUUUUGAUCGAUGAGAUUCCACAGAAAAGUCUGGAAUCGACCAUGCGAAGUGCGAAAAAAACCUUUCAGAUGCUCGAAAUGAUACACGACAUCAAGGCUGGACGGUCGUUGCAACACAAGCUAAAACCGGAUGCAAUCAAUGAGUUGCAAAAUGCAAGUAGUAAAGAUCUGGGAGUGGUAUGCGAUGUGUGGUUAAAUGAGCAAAACUGUGCUUCGAAUGGGGAUAAUCAAUCCAGCAGCAGUGACAGUGUUCCUGACGCUUCACGGCAGUGCGGACAUUGUUCUUCAUCGAAAACGCCCGAAUGGCGACGGGGCCCAAAGGGGAAAAGGAGCUUGUGCAACGCAUGCGGGUUGUUUUACAAGAAAUUGGUUACCAAAUUUGGUGUUGAGCAAGCGGCGUUGAUUCUCAGCCAAAGGAAAAGACAUUCUGUUUUGGACCGGCGAGUACCCAAAAUGCUCUGA